UUUUUUUGGAAGUACUGGGGUUUUGUUAAGUACAGGUAUUGUGAAGUCUGUAAGGAGAGGUUUGAUGACGCGAAGAAGCAUGCGCUUGUAUGCCUCGACAAUUGUCCCGUCGAGGUCAUUUGUCACUUCUUCAAUUGCUCAUGGCAUUUUAUAGAUGCAUAUCGCAGAGGGUUGACCAGGAAGGUGGUAGAAUGA
This is a messenger RNA of Heterobasidion irregulare TC 32-1, 195 nucleotides long. RefSeq lists its product as uncharacterized. NCBI's taxonomy places the organism in Eukaryota, Fungi, Basidiomycota, Agaricomycetes, Russulales, Bondarzewiaceae. The record is from RefSeq and is a predicted model, not a curated record. The annotation marks the transcript as partial. The transcript has a single exon.